This is a messenger RNA of Cheilinus undulatus (humphead wrasse), 3772 nucleotides long. RefSeq names its product 1-aminocyclopropane-1-carboxylate synthase homolog (Arabidopsis)(non-functional) (gene accs). The record is from RefSeq and is a predicted model, not a curated record. The transcript has 16 exons. Gene Ontology annotation, molecular function: pyridoxal phosphate binding; transaminase activity. The coding region runs from base 260 to 3184 and encodes 974 amino acids. Gene Ontology annotation, biological process: amino acid metabolic process; biosynthetic process. Lineage: Eukaryota; Metazoa; Chordata; Actinopteri; Labriformes; Labridae.
AAAUACGUGUAAGCGUCUAUUCCCCAUUUCAUCAAGUUAUGACAAAUCCUGCAUUUUAGAAUGUCUCUUAUGUUUUAACCCCGGCUGGUCCAGGCUCUGCAGUUCUAAACCAGUCCAAACCGGGUUAACCAGCCACAUGACUACUCGUGUGACUGACUACUCGUAUCACAUCUGAGUGACAGCUGGACAACAAACGGAGAGCAGCACUUAAGAUUUACGCUGAAACAUUAGAAGUGGAAAACGUCCUAUAACUUAAAGGAUGGACUUUCGCGGCAGGAGGCACGAGCGAGGCAGCAACUGGACCGACCCGGAGAUAGUGGAGCUGCUCCAGCUGUGGUCCGACGAGUCGGUCCAGAUUGAACUGGAGAGCUCAUUGCGCAACCAGCGUGUCUUUGACCGCAUAGCCCACAUCUUGCGUGAAAAGGGCAUCUAUCGCACCGGUGACCAGUGCAGGGAGAAGAUAAAAAAGAUGAAGCUGGAGUACCGUCGCAUUAAGGACAACUACAAAAUAAAGACGUGGAAGUUCUUUGACGUCAUGGACAGGGUUCUGGCAAACAGACCUGCCAUCACCUACUCCUCUCUGGGCGGUGCUGUCAUAGCUCAACAGGUGAUGCAGACUCCUGUAGGUUCUGAUUCAUUCACGCAAGGGACCCCACCAGACGCCUUUGGUCCUGUUUCCUCAGGAGGGUUCCUGUUUGGACAGCCUCCAAAACCUGGAGAUCCUCUGGAUAUUAAAUGUGAGGAUGUUGAUGAAAGCAUGCUGAACUCAAGUGUUGCACCACCUGAGAUGUACUAUGGCUCUGGAGAUGACCAGGAGACUGAUGGUCAGUCUCUGCUGGAGGCAGACAACACUCUGGGCCCAAGAGAUCACUCAACAAAUGCAAGAAUCUCACCUACAGGUUUCAGUGACCUGAACAUUGCUGGUCCGACUGCAACUGCCACCCAGGCUGUUGGUGGUCCGAUGACAGGGGACACAUCUGAUCAGCUCAGUAAAGGGAAUCCUCAUUCCCGCCCCUUUGUGAGACAGAGGAAGCGUCGCCUCAGUGGCAGAACAUCAUGGUGCCACAGCGGUGCUCGAUGUGGCAGCCAAGGCCGUCUAGAUAAAGCCCUGGUCAGCUUCCUGAACUGGCAGCAGUCAGCAGAGGAACGCCUCCUCUCCAUGGAGGAGACGCGGCUGGAGAGAGAGUUUGAAGCAGAGGAGCGGAGGGAGCAGAGGGAGGACCGAAGGGCAGAGCAGGAGCGCCAGCAUGAGCUCCGCCUGUUCAGCAUGCUCACAGGGGUUUUGGCUGCAGUCAGACAGAGUCCAACAGCACAGACUGACCCCUCCCUCUCACCGUCUGUUCAUCCUUCAGCUUCUCUAGUGACCACCCCCUCUCUUUCCUCUUUUUUAACUCAUCCACCUUCACAAACUCCCAUAUCACAGGCUGCUCCCACUCAGGGCAGAGUAAAAGCUAACCUGCCUGCUUCUGGGAAGACCUGCAAAAUGCCUCAGAGUGAUUUGGCUGCAGAGAAAGUCUCUGAAACUCCUGGAUGUAGCAAGUACCUGUCCAACCGGGGAAAUGGCAUCCAACAACAUAAGUGCAUUCUCUCAGAGGGCUUCUGCGUGUAUGAAAUGGACAAAUUCCACAUCACAGAAAACCCUAAUGGGAUAAUUAACUUGGGCACCAGUGAGAAUAAACUUUGCUAUGAUGUUCUUCACGAACGGCUGACCAAACCUGACAUGCUACACGUUGAGCCAUCCCUGCUGCAGUAUACAGACACAAAUGGACACGCAUUCCUGAGACAGGAGGUUGCAAAGUUCCUGACUCACUACUGCUGCUCUCCAAAGCCGCUGAAAGCAGACAACGUUGUGGUGAUGAAUGGCUGCACUUCCCUGUUGUCAUGUAUUAGCACGGUGAUUUGCGACCCUCAAGAUGCUGUUCUCAUAUCUACUCCCUUCUAUGGUGCAAUCACUGCAGAUCUGCUUUUGUACAGUGGUGUUAAACUCUUUCAUGUUCCUCUCGACUGUGAGCCUGAUGGAAAAGAUAGCCGACCCUUCCAUCUCACUGUGGAAAAACUGGAAGCAGGACUAAAAAAGGCUAAGCAAGAGGGGGUGAUCAUCCGAGCUAUUCUGCUGAUGAACCCUCACAACCCUCUGGCUGAGAUCUACACCCUCAAAGAGAUGACUGCCUUCUUGGAGUUUGCCAAAAACAAUGAGCUCCACGCAAUCAUUGAUGAACUUUACAUGCUGACAAUCUUUGAUGAAUCUUUCACAUUUAAAAGCGUCCUCAGUCUAGACAGUUUGCCAGACCCACAGAGGACAUAUGUGUUGUGGGGUAUGAGCAAGGACUUUGCAAUAUCAGGAAUGAGAAUUGGCACUCUGUACACUGAGAACAGAGACAUACUGAAGGCUGUGGCCCAGCUUGGCAGGUUUCAUACCAUCCCUGGAAUCACUCAGCACCAGACAGCACAACUGCUUCGGGACAGAGAGUGGAUCAACAAAGAGUUUUUGCCAGAGAACAGACGCAGACUAAAAGCUGCUCACAGUUAUGUAAAGAGUGAGCUGGAGAGUAUGGGCAUCCCUUACCUGGACUGGCCUGCUACACUGUAUGUCUGGGUCGACCUCAGAAAGUACCUCAGAGAGCCAUCGUUUGAGGAGGAGCUUGCCCUGUGGAGGAGUAUCCAGAGACACAAGGUGUUUAUAAGCUGUGGUCAGGCCUUCUUCUGCUCCACACCAGGCUGGUUCCGUAUCAUCUUUGCAGAGGAACAGCAUCGCCUUGAGCUUGGCCUGAAAAGAUUCAAGGAGGCUUUAAAAGAAAUCAAAGAAAACAGCACCAGCUCUGAAUCAAACUGCAUCAGAGAAGGCAGUAAGGAGAGGAUAGAAUCAGUGAAAGAGGACAGUUCAGAUUUAGACAAUGCUGUGAUUGUGAAUUCAGCAUCAUCACCCUGGAGCAAGUCAUCCGACCAGCUGAAGGAGAAGGACAGUCCUGUUCCUGACACAGCCUCGCUGGCCACCGAGGAGCUUGUGUUGCUGGACUGCCAAGCAUCAAAGCCUGAAGAGGGUCUGGACUCUCUGAUUGGUACUCUCAGGCACCAAAUUCGCUCUUCUGAUUGGUUGGAGAAAAACACUCCAGAGCUGUCUGCCGGGGAGGACCCAGAGAUUCUUGAUGUAUUCAAGGCUCUGCUACAGAGAGCCAGAAAGUAAGCUCAGGACAAACAGACAUGCAUGUAAGCUGCCAGAUUUCAAGAGGCAGCACUUCAUUGCCCAGCAUUUUCCCCUCAAUUAUUGUGAAGAGCUUGAUACAAACACCUGACAUGGGGUCAAAUCUGAUGCCUGUUUGUGAGUGAAGAGGAAGCACUCAAUGAGAGGAGGCUAAUGAGAAGGGGGAAACUGAUGCAGGCAUGACCAGGAUGGAAGAACUGAAAUAAUUACUUAUCAAUCUGUAUCUUGAGGCCUUAUUUCUAAGCUGAUAUACAAUAUGACCUUGCUUUUUUGCAAUACGGAUAUAAAAGAUACAUGUUUAUUUUGUCAUAUUUUAAGAGAAUGCCAAAUGCAUACGUUCUAUUCUUAUAUAUUUCAAGUCUUUAGAUCAAAGUUGCAUUAUUAUUUGAUUAUAUACACUUUAUCACAAUGUUGUCAUUUCCUUUAAAGAUAAGGAUCUGUGAAUAAAGUGAUGUAUUAUUAUAUCCUUAUGUGACCAUAUGCUGUUUUUCUACAGUAAAUCUCAUUAUCUGUUUAUAGAUAUCUUGCAAAUACCUUAACUAUCACUGGGCAACUUAUACUUUUUCAUUG